This is a messenger RNA of Lemur catta (Ring-tailed lemur), 2341 nucleotides long. RefSeq names its product chromogranin B (gene CHGB). The transcript is spliced from 4 exons. The coding region runs from base 91 to 2028 and encodes 645 amino acids. Gene Ontology annotation, cellular component: secretory granule. Lineage: Eukaryota; Metazoa; Chordata; Mammalia; Primates; Lemuridae. The record is from RefSeq and is a predicted model, not a curated record.
CCAAACACCAACUUAAGCCAUUUCCCAUUCUUUUUCUCCUUCAAAGCUGUCAGUUCCACGCCAGUGGAUACCAGAAACCACAAUGAAGAAAUGGUGACUCGCUGCAUCAUUGAGGUCCUCUCAAAUGCCCUGUCGAAGUCCAACACUCCACCCAUCACCCCUGAGUGCCGACAAGUCCUGAAGAAGAGUGGAAAAGAGAUCAAAGACAAAGACAAAAGUGAAAAUGAAAACACAAAGUUUGAAGUGAGAUUGUUAAGAGACCCAGUUGAGGCCUCGGAAGCCCACAGGCCCUCCAGCAAGGAGGAGGCAGGAGCCCCAGGAGAGGAGGACACGCAGGGCCUGACACAGGCAGACACAGAGACAUGGGCAGAGGGAGGUGGGCACAGCCGAGAGGGAGCAGGCGAGCCCCAGGGGAGCCUCUACCCCUCUGACGGUCAAGUCUCCAAAGAAGCAAAGACACACCAUUCUGAGGAGAGCAAGGCAGAGGACAGGGAGGAGGUGGAGGGAGAGAAGUAUGAGAAAGUGGAGCAUGGGGAAGAUGGCAGCAAAGAGAAACACCUUGAAGAGCCAGGAGAGACACAAAACGCUUUUCUCAACAAAAGAAACCAGGCUUCAGCGAAGAAAAAAGAGGAGUUGGUGGCCAGAUCCGAUACACACUCUGCCAGGCGCUCUGAGAAGACACAUAGCCAGGAAGAGAGUAGCCAGGAGAGUAGAGAGGAGACGAGGAGUCAGGAGAAACACCCCCAAGAGUCUAAGGGCCAACCCCAAAGCCAGGAGGAGUCUGAGGAAAGUGAGGAAGACACUAUGUCUGAGGUGGCCAAACGACGCAUGAGGCCCAGGCACCACCACGGGAGGAGCAGACCCGACAGGUCCUCUCAAGAAGGGAAUCUUCCCUCCAAGGAAAGGGGAUACCCCUUGGAGGAACCUGAGGAGUCAAACGUGGGCAUGGCCCGUUUAGGGGAAAAGAGAGACCACCCUUCAACGCAUUCCAGGGCUUCAGAAGAAGAACCAGAAUAUGUGGAAGAAGCAAGGAGUUAUCCAGGUGUCCAGGCUCCCGAGGAUCUGGAGAGGGGACGAUAUGGGGGCAGAGGAAGUGAGGCGUACAGGGCUCCAAGGCCUCAUGGUGAGGAGAGUCAGGACGAGGAGGACAAGAGGGACCGUCCCAGCUCAGAGCUUGACAAUAUGGCACAUGGAUAUAGUGAAGACAGUGAGGAAGAGAUGGGCCAUGAAGGGGGAAAAGGACACCAUCAGAGAGGCAGGGGAGGGAAGCCAGGUGCCUAUUCCACACCUGACACCAGAGAAGAGAAAAGGCUCUUGGGUGAGGGAUACCACCGCGCUCAAGAAAGCCAGCUGGACAAGGCAAGGAGACGCCCACCAGGUGAGUGGAAAGAGCUGGACAGACCUUACCUCAACUACGGCGAGGAAGGAGCCCAGGGGAGAUGGCAGCAGCAGGAAAACUUGCAAGAUACUCAAGAAAAUAGGGAGGAAACUAGGCUUCAAGACAGACAAUACGCCCCCCAUCACAUCACUGAGAAGAGGAAGCGAUUAGGGGAGCUGUUCAACCCGUACUAUGACCCCCUCCAGUGGAAGAGCAGCCGUUUUGAGAGAAAAGACAACAUGGCUGACAAUUUUCUCGAGGAUGAAGAGGAAAAUGGGCUGAACUUGAAUGAGAAGAAUUUCUUCCCGGAAUACAACUAUGACUGGUGGGAGAAAAAGCCCUUCUCGGAGGAUGUGAACUGGGGCUACGAGAAGAGAAACCUCGCCAGGACCCCCACGCUGGAUCUGAAAAGGCAGUACGACAGAGUGGCUGAACUGGACCAGCUCCUUCACUACAGGAAGAAGUCAGCCGAAUUCCCAGAUUUCUACGAUGCUGAGGAGCCAAUGAGCCCACGGCACGAGGCAGAAAAUGAAAAGGACAGGGCUGACCAGAGAGUUAUGACAGAGGAAGAGGAAAAAGAACUUGAAAACUUGGCUGCAAUGGAUUUGGAACUACAGAAAAUAGCUGAGAAGUUCAGCAAAAGGGGCUAAUGGUUGUUGGAGCAACGGGCAGUUUUAAGAAGCAGCCCUCAUGUUGCCUAUUUUCCACUACUUCACGGAAAGACACCAUUUAUUUACCCAAAGGCAGAAAGUAGAAUUCAUUAUUCAUUACAUGUUUGACACAAUUGGAAAUGUCUUUAUUUUUUGCCAGAAUGCUAUUGGUAAUAUGAAUAGCAUGACUUGUAGUAUAUUCUUUCUUGCAAGAUAGACAUAUUAACAUGCUUGUGACAAUGACUGUGCUCCUGUCUUUGAAAAAAAUGUUUGUCUCGGUUUGAAAUAAUAAAAGAUUCACCUGAGACCAAAA